GGUACUUGGAGAUCAGCGCAGCAGAUUCAAGAUGAGGAACAUCUGCAUCUUUUUCUUCCUGCUACUCUCCUCCCAUCUUGCCUGUGCGCAGCUGUCGGGCCUCAGACAGAGAACGUUUUCUUACUACAAUCACAUGGAGACAUGGAGAGGAGCCCAGUCUUUCUGCAGGGAGAAACACGAUGAUCUGAUCACAAUCAGAAAUCAAACGGAAAUCUGGGAGUUCUACAAGUACCAAGGCUGGCUUGGACUGUACCGAGACGAUGACACGAGCCCAUGGAAGUGGUCCAAACAGGACAAAAUAGCAACCUUCUUCAACUGGGACUUCAACGAACCAGACUCAAACCAACACUGCGCUUAUAAGGUGUCGUUCACCAAUGAGUGGAGGAAUGAUGGGUGUGAUCAGAGACAUAUGUUCAUGUGUUAUGAUGAGUCACUGACUCUGGUGAAGGAGAAUAAAACAUGGGACGAGGCGUUGGAGUACUGCAGGACCCUGAACAAGGCCAACAGCUACGACCUGGCAACCCUCAUCACAGACGACGACCACGACUUUGCAAAAGAGAAAGCCCACCUGGCAACCACUGAGGAGAUGUGGACGGGCCUGCGUUACCUUGGUGAUGAGUGGUUCUGGGUGGGUGGAGAACCGGUGCAGUACCAGAACAUUCCAAGUUGCCCGGCUGAGAGGUGUGGAGUCCUGGAGAAGAACGGCAACUCAUCCUUUGGGAUCAGAGACUGCAAUGAGAGAAGGAACUUCUUCUGUUACAUAAAACCUUAAAUAUACAUACAGUUAACCUUCACCUCAUUAAUCCUGUUGUUAAAUAUAAUUAUGAUCUUUUACAAACUCUACUGUCUUUUAUAGUUUAAAUCUAUUCAAACAUAGAUGAAGAUUAGCAUAAGCUAUUAUGAAUCAUUUUUGACCCAUUUGCUGAUUUGUUGUUUUCUUUCCAUUUGUCAAAUCUGCAGCUGGAAGUAACCAACACAAUUCACUUAAAUGACUUUAGAGCUGUAGUAGGUAACGUUUAGAAAAUAUUUGCUUUUUACAUAUUUGUUAAAAGUGUCACUUUGUCAUGACAGUAGAAUAUGCAACUGAUGAUGUGUGAAAAAAAGAAUAUGUCGAGCUCCUCUGCUUCCUUACUGCCAUGUGCAGAAAUACACAGAAACAACCAGUCUGAGCUAGAAGGAGGGUUUUAGUGCUGUCAAUCAUGUUUGUGUCCAUGCUGCCAGUUUCUCACAACGGAAUCUGUCAAGAAUGCUAAGGCUAGUUAGCAUGUCCACCAAUCAGCUUUCAAAACUUCUCCCUGCUGCUGAUUGUGAUUUAUUUAUGUUUCAUUUUUGUAAUACGUGAAACUGUUCUUGCUCGAAAAUUUUACAUUUGCUCUUUCACAUCUUUACAUGAAGUGAAUUUCAGAAACAUUAUAUCUUCCAUAUUCUUCUGACUAUGGCUAUUCACUUUGUUGGAAAUUUUUCCAAUUACUUACAAUUUAGUAUACCCUCAGUUUGUCUAUUCCAGUGGUUCCCAAAGUGUGGGGUGCGCCCCCUAGAGGGGGCGCCGUGUCAUUGCAGGGGGGCACAGGAAGCGGUAUGGAUGAAU
Molecule: messenger RNA, 1588 nt
Organism: Xiphophorus hellerii (green swordtail)
Lineage: Eukaryota; Metazoa; Chordata; Actinopteri; Cyprinodontiformes; Poeciliidae
Product: C-type lectin galactose-binding isoform-like
Exons: 3
Coding region: 32-772 (246 amino acids)
Source: RefSeq, a predicted model, not a curated record